CAUCCCUGGGCCUCCGCGCAAUUCCCAGAUCGGCCUCCGUCCAAGUGUCCAAGGGUUGUCUAUUUCCAAAAUGGGUAAUUGCAGCACCUCAUCUUCCACCCAGGUGGCCACCACCGCCAAACUCGUUCUGCACGACGGGAGGCUCCAAGAGUUCUCCUAUCCCGUCAAGGCUUCCUACGUCUUGCAGAAGUAUCCCAGGUGUUUUAUUUGCAACUCCGACGACAUGGACUUCGACGACGUCGUCAGCGCCAUCGACGAAGACGAACACUUGCAACUCGGCCAGCUCUAUUUUGUGUUGCCUCUGACCCGCUUAGAGCAUCGCUUGCGGGCCGAGGAGAUGGCCGCAUUGGCCGUCAAAGCCAGCUCGGCCCUUACAAAAAGCAGCGGGGGUGGGAAAUACGUCUGCGGCCGGCAACAACUCCUGUUUUCCGGCGAAGAGACAAAACGAUCUUUUAAGAGAGUGUCUCUGGGAGUUAAUAACGGCGAUAAGUCCACCAGGAGAGGGAGGAGCGGGGGAAAGUCUACAGCUCUGUUGAGUGCAAUACCGGAGUAGGGGUAGUUUCAGUCCAAAAUGUGGGCCGGUGAUUUUGUUUUUGCUUUUUUUUUUUUGGUUGUUGUAUAUACAUUUAAUUUGCUCCCCAAGGAAUACUUAAUUCUCGAACGUGACAAAGAGCUGGAUGUUCCGUUGAAAACAAAUUAUAAUGAUUAGAUUUGAGCAGUGGGCAAAGCUUGACUCGUUCUGG
This is a messenger RNA of Prosopis cineraria, 743 nucleotides long. RefSeq lists its product as uncharacterized. The transcript has a single exon. Bases 71 to 553 code for a protein of 160 amino acids. The record is from RefSeq and is a predicted model, not a curated record. Lineage: Eukaryota; Viridiplantae; Streptophyta; Magnoliopsida; Fabales; Fabaceae.